Tripterygium wilfordii is the source of this 1480-nucleotide messenger RNA. RefSeq names its product metalloendoproteinase 2-MMP-like. Gene Ontology annotation, cellular component: extracellular matrix. The transcript has a single exon. The record is from RefSeq and is a predicted model, not a curated record. Gene Ontology annotation, biological process: collagen catabolic process; proteolysis; extracellular matrix organization. Gene Ontology annotation, molecular function: metalloendopeptidase activity; zinc ion binding. NCBI's taxonomy places the organism in Eukaryota, Viridiplantae, Streptophyta, Magnoliopsida, Celastrales, Celastraceae. The coding region runs from base 263 to 1354 and encodes 363 amino acids.
AUGUCCGCAUUAUUCCAGAAGAACAAACAAACAACAAUAGGAUUCCUACGCCGUCUCAUUCUCCUUCGCUACGAAACUUCCACAAGUUUAUUCAACACAUUCAAAGCGGCAAUUUCAACACGCCUUCACAAAAUGACUUUUCUACAAAUAUUAAUCAUAUUUAUAGUUCUCCUAAACUCGCCGGCUUCAACCUCCUCCUCCUCCUCCUCUUCUUAAACUCUGUCAAUUCGCCCACUUUUGCAAAGUAAUAAGAGCACACGAAAUGAGAAUACUUUGUUACUUCUUUGCAAUUGUACUGUCAAUUUCAUUAGUGCCGAGCUCAGCUCACUUCUUCCCCAACAUAUCGUCACUGCCUCCGCUCCUCCGGAACAUCACCGCCGCUGCCGGUCCCUGGGAUGCCUUCAAGAAACUCGUUGACUGCAACCCUGGUGACAAGAUUGACGGAUUAGGCAAACUCAAGAAGUACUUUCAGUACUUCGGUUACAUCCCGAAUGCUCCUUCAAACAUCACUGACGACUUCGAUGACUUGCUUGAAUCGGCAAUCAAGACUUACCAGCAGAACUUCAAUCUCAAUGUCACCGGAAAGCUCGAUGAGCAGACGAUGAAUCACGUCACCAUGCCGCGGUGUGGCAACCCGGAUAUAGUCAACGGUACGUCCACGAUGAAUUCUGGUAAAACGACGCCGUCUAAUACUACCUCGUCACACCUUCACACGGUUUCUCACUACACAUUCUUCCCUGGCAUGCCGCGUUGGCCGGUGAGCAAAAGCGAGCUGACCUACGCGUUUCUCCCGGGGAAUCAGUUGGAGGCGGAUGUGAAGAGCGUUUUCACACGCGCAUUCGAGCGGUGGUCGGAGGUCACCACCUUAACUUUCACGGAGACGAGUUCGUACUCCCGCGCCGACAUCAAGAUCGGAUUUUACAGUGGGGACCACGGAGAUGGGGAGCCGUUCGAUGGCGUUUUAGGAACGCUGGCCCACGCGUUUUCGCCUCCGAACGGGUGGUUCCACUUGGACGGAGACGAGAAUUGGGUGAUUUCCGGUGACUUGGCGGUAUCAGCUGUGGAUCUUGAAUCGGUGGCAGUGCACGAGAUCGGGCACGUGUUGGGGUUAGGGCAUUCGUCAGUCGAGGAGGCGAUUAUGUAUCCGACAAUAUCGUCCGGGACGAGAAAGUUGGAGCUGGCCAGCGACGACAUAGCUGGGAUUCAACAAUUGUACGGUAGAAAUCCGAAUUACAACGGUUCGGCGGCGACGCCCUCUACAGAGCAGAGGGACACCAAUGGAGCCUACGUUGAGGGUUCUAUGUGGGGCCUAAUUGUGUUGAUGACCGUCGGAUUUGUCUUCUUGUUUUUGUAAACAUAGGUCGACUUUAUUAGAUUACGAUUUUCUUUUUUUGGCCACCCACAUACAGGGAUUUAGUAUUUUCUGAUUUUAUCAUUUUAAAUAUUUAUAAUAUAUAUAUUUUUUAAUUUACAUUUGUUA